Sardina pilchardus (European sardine) is the source of this 584-nucleotide messenger RNA. It is a transcript of the gene gip, whose product is annotated as gastric inhibitory polypeptide. Gene Ontology annotation, cellular component: extracellular region. Lineage: Eukaryota; Metazoa; Chordata; Actinopteri; Clupeiformes; Clupeidae. The transcript has 5 exons. Gene Ontology annotation, biological process: regulation of fatty acid biosynthetic process; regulation of insulin secretion; response to starvation. The record is from RefSeq and is a predicted model, not a curated record. Gene Ontology annotation, molecular function: glucagon receptor binding; hormone activity. Bases 69 to 506 code for a protein of 145 amino acids.
UUAGCCAAAUCCACAGGGCAAAGCAUAUUUUAGUUUCCUUAAUUGAACAUUGAAAAAAGGCAACCCAUAUGGGAAAGUUCCCCUUUUCUACACAUAAGUCUUAUCAGUGUUUGCACCUGAAUAUUAGUCAUGCAAUUAAAUUCCCUAAUGUCAGACCAUGCAGACAUCAAAAGAUGAAAACUGCCGUUUUUGUGGUCGUUGUUCUUUGCCUGAGCAACUCUCUGCAUCCAGAAGCAAAAACAUUGGCAGAGGAGAAUAGCCCACUUCAGGAGAGAGCACAUAUAGAACGCCGCUAUGCUGAAUCUACCAUUGCAAGUGACAUUAGCAAGAUCAUGGACUCCAUGGUGCAGAAGAACUUUGUGAACUUCCUUCUCAACCAAAGGGAGAAAAAGAGCGACCACCCUCUAAAUCAAGAGGAUGAAGAGGCUCACAUUUACAAUGACCUCCUGAAAAAAGAGCUCAGUUCAUGGGUCCACAGCAAGGGAAUGAGAUCCAGUGCUCAGUAAUUUGAUGGAGACAGCAUACAGAAUUCAUAAAGAAGAAUGAAAAACAUCAUGGAUCCCUGUUUGAAAAGACAACCAAAU